CAAUUUUUGUCUACUAAGGAUGGUGUUCGUGGGUCACGAGAAGUUUUCUUUUUUUUUUGGAUAAAAUGUAAAUAUAUAUAUCCAGAAAAAUAACAAUACAUGUAUCAAAAAGAUCUAUCUAAGCUAGCAGGCUAAUCUAAAAUAGAAUCUACCGUCUCCCCCCCCCCCCCCCCCCCCCACCUUGCGGUAGGGGGAGGAGAGAGGAUUUUUUCCGAAGUCCAAAAGACAUCACAAAAAUACAAUCCAGGAAUGGUACGGGACAGUCCCCGACUCAUUCAUCAAAAAUAAAUCAAAACCCAAGUCCAAGCCAAUGAAGGCCCAUCAUUGGAAAAUCCAGCAAAAAGAUCACCAUCAUCCAAGCUUCCUAGCUUCUGGGCCAGCAAAGGCCCGUCCACUACUCAGCAUCAAAGUAACAGCAGCUCAAGAUCAAAGCCCAUCAGGUGAGCCCAUCCCAGAGGCGUCCAAGCAGGCUAGGGUUUCGGCCCAACAUGGCAUCCCUUCCAUCGAGCGCCGCAUCCUCCCUAAUUCGAAAUUCGAAUUUCAAAAAAAUGGGACUGGUCGGUCAAACGACAGUCUGGCAGAGCAGCUGUCAGUCAGAGUCAACCCACCCCACCCCACCCCCCAGCCACCCCAAUAGGCGCCGGUACCACCCGUCGGUCAGGCGACCGUAGAAUGAAGCACGUAACCUAAACCGGAAAAGUCACCCCUGUAGUCCGAGCCUCCACCUUCCACCACUCACCGCCGUCGAGCCCCGACGACCCUCGGCGACGUAGGUGAGAUGACGGAAACGUGGCGAACCAGCAAUAGCCAGAAAAUUCGUAGCGUCAGGCGAAGUCGAAUCCUUCUCCGGCGAAACCUGUGCGCUUUCAAUUGAACACCAUCAGUCAGCAAUGUUCGCUCAUCACCCCUAGCAGUCUUCCCUGUCCAAUCAGCCCCUGCACUCUCCUGUCAUCAUCUCAGACUCACAAAACCACUAUCCAUCGCCCGAGAACCUUGAAACCCACGUCCAGAUCUCACCUCCGGUUAGAACCUCCUCGUAUCAUCACCGGACUGUCACCCAGUCCUCGUCACUGUACAUGCCCCCCCUUAACACGCAAUGACCCUGGCCGGCUGGUUGACAGUGAUGGCCGGCGGAGACAGGAGCUCAUCCCUUUGAUUCAAAACGAAGCAUGCGCCCUCAGAAACUCAACAGCAAUUUCAAGCCUUCCUCCGCCAUGAGAUAGACACACCUUCGACUACAGGAUUAAAAGACACCCCCAAAACAGUCCGUCUUGUCCGGCCAAUAGCCACGACCCAGUCCAGACCUUCCAAAUUACCGUCGCACACCAGAACCGUCGCCUUCCCUUUCCGUCACCAAGUCAUUCCCCACGGCCGUCAGUCGGUUUGGCUAAGAAUCCAGCAUGCUCAGGCGGCUCUUCCAGUCCAAACAAGGAAGCUUUUCGGCUAGAAGAAGAACCCUCCUUCACCAAGAAACCUUCGAGUAGAAGUCCCAAAAAUCAAAACGAAGAACGUCGCCCAUGGUCACCGGAGUCAGGAGGGCUCCGGCGCCGACGACCACCACGAGUGGUGGUGCCGGAAGAGAGGAAGAGAAACUAGAGAAAUCUAGUGAGAGAACAGCUCUCAACUCUUUCUCAUCUUACCGAGUUCUAAAACACGAGAAGUUUUCUUAAUAUUACAAUAGUAUGUGUGAUAUUAUUAUUCUAGAAUAAUAUUAUACAUAGUAUUGUUAAUUCACAUAUAUGGUGCAUAUUGUAUUUGUAUUAAUGCUACAGUAAGUUCAAGUUUAUUAUCUAUAUAUUCAACAAAUUGUUUUUAGAAAGUAAUAAGUAAAUGAAUUGUGCAA
Molecule: messenger RNA, 1843 nt
Organism: Cuscuta europaea
Lineage: Eukaryota; Viridiplantae; Streptophyta; Magnoliopsida; Solanales; Convolvulaceae
Source: the annotation of a GenBank genome assembly